GCUGUAUAUAUGGGAAUUGAAGGUGUUCAUGCCUUCAGAUGAAUAAAUAGUAUGUUUCGAAAUAAAUAAAAAUGUCACUGUGUGUUAUUAAAGCUACAGAAAUUGCUUGGCCAAAAUGAUGUUGAAGGUUCUGAUCGCUCACGUUCUUGUUUCUCUUCUCGUUCUUCAUGACCUCGCCGCUGAUUCCAAUGAAACUGUGGCCACAACCUUUGCUGCAAACCUUCCUCCUCAGCCAAAAAUAGACUGUGAUGGAGCUUGUGUUGUUAGGUGUUCAAAAUCAUCGAGGCCUAAUCUGUGUCGUCGGGCAUGCGGGACGUGUUGCAGUAGAUGCAACUGCGUUCCGCCUGGCACUUUCAACAACUAUGACGUAUGCCCUUGUUACAGAGACAUGACCACUCGUGAAGGCAAACACAAAUGCCCUUAGAGGUUAAUGUAUCAAGUUUCUCUUUAUUCGUUAACUGGACUACAUAAAUAAGAAAAAAAAAUACGAUUUUGAUUUUA
Molecule: messenger RNA, 501 nt
Organism: Pyrus x bretschneideri (Chinese white pear)
Lineage: Eukaryota; Viridiplantae; Streptophyta; Magnoliopsida; Rosales; Rosaceae
Product: gibberellin-regulated protein 11-like
Exons: 4
Coding region: 116-424 (102 amino acids)
Source: RefSeq, a predicted model, not a curated record